This is a messenger RNA of Glossina fuscipes, 1555 nucleotides long. RefSeq lists its product as uncharacterized. Bases 90 to 266 code for a protein of 58 amino acids. The transcript has 2 exons. The record is from RefSeq and is a predicted model, not a curated record. NCBI's taxonomy places the organism in Eukaryota, Metazoa, Arthropoda, Insecta, Diptera, Glossinidae.
UGCGGUACUUUGUAAAACAAACAAAACAACGCAAAAAAAAAGAAAACAACAGAAGCAACAACAACGAAAACCUACUUAAAAGCGCAAUUAUGUUUGUGCGUUGUAAAGCAUUUCGUCGAGUUGGUCCGACACGACAUAGCGAAAUUGUGUCGACGACUGUCAUUUUGACGACAGUAAAAGCAACAGCACCAGUGCCACCAUUUAAGCACCAAACAUUGACACAUAACGAAAUGAUGCACACACGCUCGCACUCUCCAAUUAAAUAAUUGCAAAAACUGUUUCUAGGCACACGUAUUAAGUCAGUCAAAUACUCCGUAGGAUGACGUAUGAGUGUGGAAUGAUGAUUGACGAACAGACAUGAUUUUAGGAUUUCAGUGACGACAUUUAAUGUAAUCCAUAUUGUGUCAUGUGUUACUUGGCGAAAAGUUUUAUAGGUUGAAUACAGAUGAGUGAGUCGUUUUGUUAUCAACCAUUUUCAGAUUAAAAACGAGUAAAAAUGCUAUUAACGUUCACGGCUUUUUUAGACCAAGGCGUUACAUAAAAAGUGAUCGAAAUCCGAUCCAAUACAAGACUUUUUCAAUAGCGGUUGUCCUUCGGCCAAAACAUAUCAGUGUACCAAAUGUUAUCAAAAUAUAUCCAAAAUCGCGUGGUGUACUUUGGACAUAAAAACACAAGACAUAAAGACGGACAGACAAUGUUAUAUUCAGGAUGGCCUUCUCAAUCUAUCGGCAUAAUAAAAAGUGGUUCUAUUCUAAAUCUCUCUGAGUGUUGCAUACGUUAGCACAAAAUUAUUAUAUCCUUAUAUAGCAACUGGUGUAUAGUAUCGGAGAACAAACGAAUUAAUUCAAAUAAAAUUAAAUCUAAGUUUCGAUAGAAUUUCAUGCGGUUCCUUGCGAAUACAUAUGACCUGUGUUUCCCAACUUUAUAGUUACAGUUUACAGGUAUGCGACGUUCUCAGCCACAUUCCUUUAAACUAAAUUCGCUUUUCUCUAUGACCUCGAAAGCACUAAUGAUUCCUAGUCAAAGAUUGGGCGAUGGUUGCAAGUUCAUGAUAAAUUAUAUUUCGUGUUGCGUCAUAUAUUAUAUUUAAACCUAAUCAAUAAAGUGUUGAGUAGAAGUUAAAAUUGAAAAAUUUCUCUUCAUUAACCCUCUGUUAUAUAUCACUUAAGAUUUUAAUGAGAGAGAUCGACUGACUCUAAUUUAGAUUUACGAUUAAUUCCAACUGUAUUUCUAUCAAGCUUACCGAGUAUGUGGUGAUUCAGCAAUUAUAAAUAUAUGCAUUCAUGAAUGCUUGAAGUAAAAAAAGCUGUGAAAGCUUAUGAGAAACGAAUACUGAUUUAUAUGAUUUUCAAAAGCAAAAUAUUAUAAGAUCACAAAUUUUUAUCGAUUUGAAAACGUUUAUAAUUUUGCAUAUAUAUAAAUAUUUAUAAAUAUUCCAACAUAUGCAUGCUUGUAAACACGAAUAUAAAAUACAAAUAUUUAUUAAUAACUAUUUAGAUAACUUUCCCAGAAUAACGAAUUUAAUGAAUUAACUUGAAAAAAAAAAAAUUAAAAA